Molecule: messenger RNA, 887 nt
Organism: Cottoperca gobio
Lineage: Eukaryota; Metazoa; Chordata; Actinopteri; Perciformes; Bovichtidae
Gene: alox5ap
Product: arachidonate 5-lipoxygenase-activating protein
Exons: 5
Coding region: 285-752 (155 amino acids)
Biological process (GO): leukotriene biosynthetic process
Cellular component (GO): nuclear envelope; endoplasmic reticulum; membrane
Molecular function (GO): leukotriene-C4 synthase activity; glutathione peroxidase activity; glutathione transferase activity
Source: RefSeq, a predicted model, not a curated record
GAUAGCCUAUACAGUAAUGCAAAUUUGUGCAUGUGUGUGCACGCUCUCACACAAACGUAGAGGAAGUAGCAGGCAUUGGUGCACCCCUCUGUAUUAAGCCAGAGCAUAAUUUACAUAAAGAGGAAGCCACAAACAAGUUUGUAUGUGGGAUGGGGGAGUUCAUGAUGUCAUAGAGGGACAGAUCAGGUUUGUGUUCUGCAGGCUGACUGUAAAGACACACUUCUGGACGUGAAAGAGAAGCUCAGCAUCUCCAUCCACCUGCUCCUACGGCUCACACAGUAAUCAUGUACAACAUCGUGGUGGAAAACAUCUACCUGCUGGUCGUCAUCACCCUCAUCAGCGUACUUCAGAACGCUUUCUUUGCUCUAAAGGUAGAGAAGGAGUGCAAUGGUUUGCAAAAAAACCCAGCUGCUUUUGAACGAGUUUCUUGUGCCAAUCGUAACUGCAUGGAUUCUUAUCCCACUUUCCUGGCAGUGAUGUGGUGUGCCGGUCUUUGUCUCAGUCAAGCUCCUGCUGCCUUUGCUGGGAUCAUCUAUCUUGUUGUCAGGCAGAAGUACUUUGUUGGAUACAUGGGACAAACCUGUCAAAGCACCCCAGGCUACCAGUUUGGAAAACGCAUCCUCUUCUUCCUGUUCCUGAUGUGCAUUGUGGGCAUCUUCAACUACCUGCUGGUGCGCUUCUUCAGCAGCGACUAUAAGGAAUACGUGGAAACCAUCACCAGCGCUGCAUCUGCUCUUCUCCUCAUCCCUUAGUGCAGUGUGUCUCACAUAAUGGCAACAACACUUCCCCACAUUUACAUUUAAAACACUGUACUCAUUAGUUGUUUUUUUCAUAAGAACAUUUAUUGUGUUAGGUAAUAAAUAAAUAAUUCGUACAAAAGUCUAAAA